AAGUCCAAAGAAGCUGUUGUGGAGAACACACCAGUUGUCAUCCGCUGAUUUCGAGAGAAUCUCGACUCAAGAUGUCGUUGACAGUGAAAGCCUUUUUGAUGAAAGGAGGAGACGAGAAGGCCGAGAUCAGGCGCUUCACAGUCCCGACAGAUGUAUCGAACAGUUUUGAUUACCUGCAGAAAAAAAUUGCCGACAUUUUCCCAGGACUUGCCCGUGGCAAUUUUUCCUUGUAUUGGAAAGAUGAGGAUGGAGAUUUGAUUGCCUUUUCUACUGGAGAGGAACUUCUGGAGGCUUUGGGAUUUGUUGAGAAUGGCCUUUUCCGUGUAUAUGUUAAGCCUACUUCCCAAUCCACUGGCAGACCAAGUGGAAAUGUCCCACCCCAGGAACACCCUGGUAUCAUUUGUGAUGGUUGCGAUGGAAAAGUGAUUGGAAAGAGAUACAAAUGUACCAUCUGUCCGGAUUAUGACCUGUGUCAGUCCUGCGAGUCCAAGGGUAUUCACUCUGAGCAUAACUUCAUCAUGUAUGAAACCCCUGUCCAGUCAGGAUUUGGUUUCCCCUUCUGGGGGCCCCCAAGACAUGGACCUUGUGGACCCCAUGGACCUCAAGGCCAAGGGCCACCAUGCGCACCACCACAUUUCUUCCGCUGGAUGGAGAGAAUGGCAAGAAGACAACAGAACAGACAGAAUGCUGGUUGUCCAUGGAAUGGACAGAAGGAAUAUGAGGCUCCCACUCCAGAUGAAACCAACCCUGAAGCAUUCCUGCAAUCUGUUGGUCAGUCUGUGGCUGACAUGUUGGAUCCAUUUGGAAUAGAUGUUCAAGUGGAUGUGGAACACGGUGGAAAGAGACGCCCAGCCCGUGGACAAGGCAGUGGAUGUAGGGGGAAAAAAGGUUGGAAAUGUGGUCAAGGGAAAUGUGGAAAGAAGGAAAACCAGGAGGAGAAAAUGGAUUCUGACAAACCAGAGGCUGAGCCUGAGGUCCAGAAAGCACCAGAAGAACCGACUCCCAUGGCCACCGACAAUGCCGACAAGCCAGAGACUGAUGGCCCUUCUACCAGCAGUGGGAACAAGACUGACACUGACGUCAACAAAGACACUACAGAGGCUGUCAACAAGGACUUCGAGGCAUGGACCCUGUUGGAGGAUGGUAAUGGGUCGGGGAGAACUCCACCCCCUCAGGCCACUGCCCCCAUGCAGCCUCCUCCUGCCCAGUUGAUCUAUCCUCCGACAGAUCCCAAGAUUGCCACUGCCCUGCAGCAGAUGCUGGGGAUGGGUUUCCAUAAUGAGGGAGGAUGGUUACAGCGCCUCCUGGAGGAAAAAGAGGGCAACAUCAGCCAAGUGUUGGAUGCCAUUCAGAACAGGGCUAAAGUUACCCCUGAUGGAAGUUACAUGGCUUAAA
This is a messenger RNA of Saccostrea echinata, 1395 nucleotides long. Its product is annotated as sequestosome-1-like. Gene Ontology annotation, cellular component: amphisome; aggresome. The record is from RefSeq and is a predicted model, not a curated record. Gene Ontology annotation, biological process: mitophagy; aggrephagy; endosome organization. The coding region runs from base 72 to 1394 and encodes 440 amino acids. Gene Ontology annotation, molecular function: zinc ion binding; K63-linked polyubiquitin modification-dependent protein binding; protein kinase C binding. NCBI's taxonomy places the organism in Eukaryota, Metazoa, Mollusca, Bivalvia, Ostreida, Ostreidae. The transcript has 6 exons.